Messenger RNA from Olea europaea var. sylvestris, 980 nucleotides. RefSeq names its product thaumatin-like protein. Gene Ontology annotation, biological process: defense response. Bases 59 to 766 code for a protein of 235 amino acids. The record is from RefSeq and is a predicted model, not a curated record. The transcript has a single exon. Lineage: Eukaryota; Viridiplantae; Streptophyta; Magnoliopsida; Lamiales; Oleaceae. Gene Ontology annotation, cellular component: extracellular region.
UUCUGCAAGCUAACCCAACCUGUUCGUCUCUUAUACAAUAUAGCUAGUACCCCUAAAUAUGGGCUCCUUCAAAUCAAUCUCCAUUUCAAUUUUUUGUCUUGCUUCCCUUUUCUUCCGCUAUUCUGGUGCAACUACAUUUGAAAUCAUUAACAAUUGUCCCUUCACAGUCUGGGCCGCCGCUACGCGCGGUGGUGGCAUGCAGCUUGACAAUGGCCAAGCUUGGGCCAUCUUCCCUGGUGCAGGCUCUAAACAGGGCCGAAUUUGGGCUCGAACAGGUUGCAUCUUUGACAGUUCCGGCAGUGGUAGGUGUCAAACAGGAGACUGCAAUGGGCUACUCCAGUGUCAAGCUCAAACCUAUGGUGAACCACCCAACACCCUAGCUGAAUUCGCCAUCAACCAAUUCAACAACUUGGACUACUUCGAUAUAUCCCUUGUUGAUGGAUUUAAUGUGCCAAUGGAAUUUAGUCCCAUCUCCGGUGGGUGCUCCCGUGGAAUUCGUUGCACUGCUGACAUCAAUGGCCAGUGUCCGAGUGCGUUGAAGGCACCAGGCGGCUGUGACAAUCCAUGCACGGUAUUCAAGACCAACCAAUACUGUUGCACCUCUGCAGGUAGCUGUGGCCCGACAACCUAUUCUAAGUUUUUUAAGGACAUGUGCCCCGAUGCAUAUAGUAACCCUCUAGGUGAUCAGACUAGCACAUUUACUUGUCCCACAGGAACUAAUUAUCGAGUGGUCUUUUGUCCUCAGAGAAAUGAAAUCCCUAUAUAAGAAUUCAACGUGGUUGCCAUCAAGUGCAAAUGCUGUAUGAUCUCUCUCUUCCAUUAGAAGUAACAUCUUUCGCGUUUGAAAAGGAAUAACAAUUUAGUCAUCAUCUAAUAUUUCGUGCUGAAUUGGGAAAGACUUUCCAUUCAAAACAGUCUGUCAAUUUUCUUAAAUCUUUGAUUUGAAUAUUUCUAAUGAAUUACAAUCGAUUCUUGAACUA